Messenger RNA from Durotheca rogersii, 759 nucleotides. RefSeq names its product NAD(P)-binding protein. The transcript is spliced from 4 exons. Gene Ontology annotation, molecular function: oxidoreductase activity, acting on NAD(P)H, oxygen as acceptor. The record is from RefSeq and is a predicted model, not a curated record. Bases 1 to 759 code for a protein of 252 amino acids. Lineage: Eukaryota; Fungi; Ascomycota; Sordariomycetes; Xylariales; Xylariaceae. Gene Ontology annotation, cellular component: intracellular anatomical structure.
AUGUCGUCAAAAGUGUUCAUCAUCACUGGUGCCAGCCGAGGCCUCGGACUGGCUGUCGCCCAGUACUUGGCCCAGGCCUCACACCGAGUUUUCCUUGUUGCCAGGACGGAGAAGGACCUGCAAGCUUUCAAGGCCCAGCAUGGCUCCUCCGUCGAGUACCUGGCUGUUGAUCUCGCGGACUGGAAGGUUGCACCCCGGAUCAUCGAGUCGGCCCUGCAGGCUUUUGGCAGGGUAGAUGGCGUGGUCGUGAACCAUGGCGUUCUCGCCCCCAUCACUAGGAUAUCCGAAUCGAAUGUCGAGGAGUGGCGAAAAGCCUAUGAUAUCAACGUCCUCAGCGCUUUGGCACUUGUCAAGGAAGCCAUCCCCGAGCUUCGAAAGUCAAACGGCCGGGUGGUAUUCAUUUCUACUGGCGCCGCAUUCGGCGCAUACUCUGGCUGGGGAUCUUACGGCACUUCCAAGGCAUCGCUCACUCACCUUUCUGCUCAUUUGGCCCUUGAGGAGCCCGCUAUUACGAGCGUCGCCAUCUCUCCGGGUAAAGUCGAUACAGACAUGCAGAAACAGAUAAGAGAGGGGGGGAAGGAAGCCAUGACGCCGGACUUGCAUGCCCACUUUGUCGAUGAGCAUAAGAGCGGCCGACUCCUCGAUCCCAAAAAGCCAGGGAAUGUCAUAGCCAGGCUUGUCGAGGGCGCCACUAAGGAUGUGAAUGGGAAACACUUCAGGUGGAACGCACCUGAGCUGGCCAACUUUCAGGAUGUCUGA